CAAAGAGGAAAAAAGUAAAGUUGAGUUAGGAGUCGACUCAUCUUCUCGCUUUCUCGUACGAUCGACUCUCCACCGAAUUGCUAUCCAGUUCCCGUCCCGCCGGCGACUGACAUUUUCAUUUGCAUUUCCUAUUUUUUCAAUCAAAUUACUUGAAACCGCUGAAUCGAGAUCCGCCAUGGAGUUCCGACUAUGAGAAAAUUUGUGAGCUUGAAGAAGUAAGACACGGUUUGAGAGCCACGUUAACGAUGCCUCGAGGAUUCUCUUUGUUGUAUCAACCACGAUGCCUCCUUCUCUUGAUCGUCUUUCUCAUUUUCCUUGUUUUCGCGCUCUUCACUCACAAUCAAAGGGAAGAGAAACAAGAAGAAGAGCCAGAAAUUACUCACAGGGUUUUCUUGGAUGUUGAUAUUGAAGAACAGAGAUUAGGUAGAAUCGUGAUUGGAUUAUAUGGGCAGGUUGUACCCAAAACCGUAGAAAAUUUCAGGGCUCUAUGCACAGGGGAGAAAGGUAAAACUACAAGUGGAAAAGCACUCCAUUAUAAAGGAACACCAUUCCACCGUAUCGUAUCUGGUUUCGUGAUUCAAGGUGGUGAUAUUUUAUAUGGGGAUGGAAAAGGAUAUGAAUCAAUUUAUGGUGGUACAUUUGCUGAUGAGAACUUCAGAAUAAAACAUUCACAUGCAGGUGUUGUCUCCAUGGUAAACUCAGGACCUGAUUCAAAUGGCUCACAAUUUUUCAUUACCACCAUUAAGUCCAGCUGGUUAGAUGGAGAGCACGUCGUCUUUGGCAAGGUUAUCCAAGGAAUGGACUACGUAUAUGCAAUUGAAGGCGGAGCAGGAACCUAUAGUGGGAAACCUAGAAAGAAGGUUACCAUUGCUGACAGUGGGGAGAUACCCAAGAGCAAGUGGGAUGAGGAAGCAUGAGCGUGGUUUUGCUAUUAACAACAGAAAAUUUUCGUUUAUUAAUUCUUUGUUCCUUCUAUGGUUUUCAAGUUUCUUUUGAUACGCCCCUAAUAUCUACUUGUAUGUAUAAACAAUAUUAUAGAAGUCAUGUUGAACCCAAGGUACAAGAGAUUUAGACUCUAUUAGAUGUAUGUAGCAUUCAUCAACCCAAGUUUUAUCAAGCGUAAGGUUUUGUAGUCCA
Messenger RNA from Cucumis melo (muskmelon), 1137 nucleotides. RefSeq names its product peptidyl-prolyl cis-trans isomerase CYP21-1. Gene Ontology annotation, molecular function: peptidyl-prolyl cis-trans isomerase activity. Bases 246 to 917 code for a protein of 223 amino acids. The record is from RefSeq and is a predicted model, not a curated record. Lineage: Eukaryota; Viridiplantae; Streptophyta; Magnoliopsida; Cucurbitales; Cucurbitaceae. Gene Ontology annotation, cellular component: intracellular membrane-bounded organelle. The transcript has 7 exons. Gene Ontology annotation, biological process: protein peptidyl-prolyl isomerization; protein folding.